ACCAUCGGGCUGGGAGGUGACAUUUACCAAAUGUUGGCCAAGAUGAGGUCGGUUUUGUUGACUUCCCUCAGCUUUGUGCUGACAGGGUUAGUUAUCGGUAAUGCCUAUUAUCAAAAGAAGCAAUUCUACCCGUCGGUUGUGUAUAUCACGAAGUCGAACCCGAGUAUGGCGGUUCUCUAUGUUCAGGCUUUUGUUUUCGUUAUACUGAUGGGAAAGUUUAUGAGAAAACUGUUCUUUGGUCAGCUGAGGGCUGCAGAAAUGGAGCAUUUGAUUGAACGAUCAUGGUAUGCGGUAACAGAGACUUGUCUGGCCUUCACAGUGUUCAGAGAUGACUUUAGCCCACGUUUUGUGGCCCUCUUCACACUUUUACUGUUUUUAAAGUGCUUCCAUUGGCUGGCAGAGGAUCGGGUGGAUUAUAUGGAGAGGAGCCCAGUCAUUUCAUUUAUCUUUCAUACAAGAGUCAUAUGUUUAUUGUCAGCCUUGGGCCUUCUAGAUUUAUAUUUUGUUAACCAUGCGUACUACAGCACAUUGUUGAAGGGGGCAUCUGUGCAAUUAGUGUUUGGCUUUGAGUAUGCCAUUUUGUUGACAGUUGUAUUUAUGACAUUUAUGAAGUACAUACUUCAUACAAUAGACUUACAAAGUGAAAAUCCAUGGGAAAAUAAAGCUGUCUAUCUUCUGUAUACAGAGCUCAGUAUGGGUUUGAUCAAGGUGGUGUUGUAUAUAGUAUUUAUGACCAUUAUGAUCAAAGUUCACACCUUCCCUCUGUUUGCCAUCAGGCCCAUGUAUCUGGCCAUGAGGUCUUUCAAGAAGGCAUUGCAUGAUGUUAUUAUGUCUCGCCGUGCUAUCCGAAAUAUGAAUCAGCUCUACCCUGACGCCACAGCAGAAGAGUUGAAUUCUGGGGACAAUGUAUGUAUUAUCUGUAGGGAGGAGAUGGUGACAGCCUGUAAAAAACUGCCGUGUAAUCACAUUUUCCACACCAGCUGUCUGCGCUCCUGGUUCCAGCGUCAGCAGACUUGUCCAACAUGUCGCCUGGACGUUUUGCGUAUGCCUCGCCCCCAGCCUGCUCCUGCCCCUGCUCCUCCACAGCAACCUCAAGUGCCUCCAAACUUUAAUAACAUGUUCUUUGAUAUGAACAUGUGGAUGCAGGGUGGGAUGCCUCCUCCACCAGCGCCCCCUGGUGGUCAGCCAGCCCAAGGCCAACCCCCAGCAGCCAGCACAGCUAGUACAUCCACUCCGUCACCAGGGACAACAUCGCCCGUCCCCCCGGCCUUCAGCUCAGCCCCCUUCUCUCCCACAGCUAUGCCACCUUUCUUCUCACCAUUUAAUACGCCUUUUAUGCCAUCUACAGGUUUCCCACGUCCACCACCUGACUUAUCUCAGCUCAGCACAGAAGAUCUGCGGGCAAUGGAGGGUAACGAGCGAGCCAACGUACAAGCACGGUUACAGUGGUUACAGGACAUCCAGGCCUUACUGGAUGGAGCCAUGUUACUUAUCAACCAGUAUAACACAGUAGCUUCUAGCCUCAGUGUCCCGAGGAUAGGUUUAAAUCAAGCAGCACCUUUACCAAGGAGUUGUACUGUGACAGCAGGAGGGAGGAGCUCUACCACCAUAACCUCCUCCCUGGGGAAGACGGGAGCUAGACCCAAGUCCUCCACAGGAUUCUUCCCCUCCACCCCUGUAACGCAGUCAAAACCAUCCAAUAAGGAAGAUUCAGAGGUAAAGGGAGCCUCAGGAUACACGCCCCCAAAGGAGGAAAUGAUCCCUGCAUGGGUCGACCCACAUGAGGAGAAUCACGUUGAUGACCUGCAUGAGGUCAGGCGACGCAGACUGCAGAAAUUCUCUCAGAGUGAAACCAAAUCCGAGGUGCCUAAAACUACCAGUGACAAUCUAGAUCUUGACUGAAGGCUCAAAGUAGUUCGAACUGAGUGGCCAUGUGAAACACCCCUUGGCACAGGUCUCAUUACCAACUUCUAAAGCCUUUUACGCAAGGUGCUAAACACACAUCCUUCAAUGUAAAUACUAGGUUUAUUUUUCUCUGCUAUGAGGCCUCGUCAUGAGCUAGAUAUUUACAUUCGACAAGACCACACAGAGUGUAGUUGUUUAAUGUGACCUCAUGCUCAUUGUGAGGACAGCAGAUCUGCCUGCAAAAUUAUCUCCCCUUAUGUGCUUGCAGAAGACAAGUAUUUGUAAAAUUUGCUUUAAUAUCAUUGGUUAAUUUAUGAGUGUGUUUGUGAAGCAUCUUUUACUAACUGAAGAACUCUGGAGACAGGUGGUAACCCAUUGAAGCAUUAUACAUGUGUAAAGGUGUCACAACUGCCUUGGCUCUGGUAUGUGAUUUAGAACAACUUAACAAGAAUGUCAAUGUACAUGCAGUAUUGAAACAUAGGUAUGUUAAUUGAAGGAAUGAUUUUUGGACUAAGCUACUAGGCAGAGUUAAUUUUAAAGAAAUAUUGAAAGUGUAGUGUUACUAUAUGUAACCAGUGAUUGUAGAUGUGACACAAGUUGUGUUAUUACAGAUAUGGAAAUGAACUUUUACAAGUUAACUGGGUGACAUUUAUAUUUGCUCUUUUUUUUUUUUCUGCGCAUAGGAUUACAGUCCAUCAAAGCAUUUAAUAAUACGAGUACAUUAACACAUUUUCACAUCAUCUUCCUGAAUUCUACCCUUGAAGCACUUAUUACAUGCUGUCUUUGUUAUAAACCUUGUCAAUAUAACUGAUCUGUGAGGAUAACAGUGGCAGUUAAUAUAAGAUUUGAAAAUAAUACAUACUGCACAGGUAUGAUGUUUCUGAUUGUGCUUUUGGUUUAUCUUUAUCACAAAAGUGAAAAAAUUUAAAUGUAGGUAUAUUAGAUGUGAAAUUAAAUUUUGUCCUGCAUACCGCAAGUAAAAUAAUUCUGCUUUUCUUCAUCUUAAAGUGAUCUCAUUUAUUUGUAUGCUGUUCAUAUAUUAGUCUUAUAUCCAUGCUCUCAGUACCAUCUUUUGCUAUCAAUAUGUUAAUCUUAUGGAAGAGUAAAAGAUGCUAUUGCAUUACUGUUUUGCUACUGAGUUAUACUGGUAUUGUCUUAGAGGAGAGAUUAUCUCCAUGUGUAAUGUUCAUAAACUUGGAGACAGAUUGAAAUUACCAUUCAUUGUUUUGAUCUGUGAAAGCGAUAAUUGUUAUUGGAGGAUCAUAAACUAAAUCCUCAUCCAAACUGGGUGUAGACAAAUGCUUUUUGUCUCGUAUCAUACAGCUGUAUUUCCCCCCAAGAUUUCCUCCAGAUUCAGUAAAAAUGUCUCCAUUCUGUGCUGAUCAUUAUCUUUAACUUUAUUACUCAAACUGUUUGUCUCAAGGUGUAAGAUCUAAAGCUCUAUUUUCAAUUGGAUAGUAUGACGGUUGUUAUUUGAGUUUCUUUAGAUGGAUUGGGCAGGUAGAGAAGGCAUUUUUUUGCCAUGUAAAUGUGUACAUAGUUUUAAUUUGUCUAGUCUGUAUGUCUGUGAGAGGAGGCAUCCAUGAGUUCUGAUGGGCAGAACAGAUUGUUUGCCUCUUCUGUUUAAUAUUGUACAAAAAUGGUACAGGAAUGAUUUACUCCACGUUGUAUAAAUAGACUGUAAAUGUGAUUAAAUACUCUAAUGUAAAAUA
Liolophura sinensis is the source of this 3617-nucleotide messenger RNA. Its product is annotated as E3 ubiquitin-protein ligase synoviolin A-like. Gene Ontology annotation, cellular component: endomembrane system. Bases 31 to 1902 code for a protein of 623 amino acids. The record is from RefSeq and is a predicted model, not a curated record. Gene Ontology annotation, biological process: proteasome-mediated ubiquitin-dependent protein catabolic process; ERAD pathway. NCBI's taxonomy places the organism in Eukaryota, Metazoa, Mollusca, Polyplacophora, Chitonida, Chitonidae. Gene Ontology annotation, molecular function: ubiquitin protein ligase activity. The transcript is spliced from 14 exons.